CAACAUUUGAUAAUGUUUCCGAAACAAACUUCAAAUGUUGCGUUUCAGUGUUCUUGUGUUUGAAGUUACGUGACAUAGUUUACGCAAGGUUUUCAACAAGAACGUGUACAUUAACGGAUAUAACUCUUCCCUUGCAAUAUGAGUAAAAGCAAGACAGAAAUAGAGGUGGUGAUCUCAUCACAAUUUGAAGGCAACAACUUAGUAGUGAAACACGACAUCAAGGGGAGAACGAAAAACACAAUGCGGUCACAGCCAUCUAGCAAGGCAGUGGAGACAGAGAAGUCUGCAGCCAGCGUCAGCAGUCAUGUGUCAGGCACUACUCCCAGAGCAACAGUCCGCAGAAAUGACCUCAAAGCCACAACUCCCAAAACACAGAGUACAGCCAGCAGUUCCCAGGCUGCGACUCCCAGAACGCCCUCAGCAGCCUCCAUUUUCAACUCCACUCCGAGAACCCAUGCUGUCACCCAUCCUUCUGACGCAGCCACCCCAACCUCAGUGGCUUCCUCCAGGACCAACACACCAGGAGUCAGCAGAACUCCCCUCGUGCCCUCAGGCUCAAAGACCCCCAUGACUAAUACUCCAAGACAUGGCGUUCCACUACCAAAGAGGUUCCGCAGAGAUGAUGAGCAUGGCAAACCUACCACUGGGCCACGCACUGGGGUGCAGAGGUCCAGAAGUAUCCGCGAUACAGAAGGCCGAAAGAAAGAGGACGAUGGAAAGCAAAAGGAAAAUUUUCCACGAGUUUUAUCAUCAUCUUCAAUUAAUGUUCCAUCUCCAAGAAUAUCAGGCAGCAGGCUCUCAGCAGAAUCAAAGACCCCAACUUCCACUAAAUCUUUAUCAGCCAGGUCUUCCAAAGCUUCUAUAGGUUCGAACACACCAACCGUAGGCUCGGGGAGAAGGUCUAGAGCUAGCCUUAACAGAUACACCAGCCUACUGUCAGAACCACCUCACACACCUAUGUCACAGGGUUCGUCAGGAGAGUUUCUAACGCCAGAUAUAGUAAACCGCCGAUCAUCAGUAAUGCUAACAAGCCCAGGAGUGGAGGAAAACUUUGAUGGAACAGAAUCAACUGCAGUAUCUGUUGGUGUAAGAGUGCGGCCACUGAAUAGCAGGGAAAGAGUGUCAGAUGUCAAGAAUGUUGUAGAGGUGGCCGGCAAUACGGUAAAGCUGUCCAGCGAAAAUGGGUCAGUCCAUACCUUUGCCUAUGACCACUGCUUCUCAUCCUGUGAUGAAGUGCACCCGACUUACGCCUCUCAGCAGUCUGUCUAUAGCACCCUGGCACGGCCGUUGUUGGACAAGUCAUAUGAAGGGUACAAUGUCUGUUUGUUUGCUUAUGGACAGACAGGUUCUGGAAAGAGUUAUACGAUGCUUGGGGAGGAGUCCCACGAGGAUCCAGAGUCAGACGCAGGAGAAGCUUUGGGAGUCAUUCCUCGAUUCUGCAGGGAGCUCUUUAGCCGUGCCGAUUACCUUCACUCACAAAAUCCUCCUGAGGAACAGCUUCCUCAGUGUCGCAUUGAAGUGGAAGUCAGUUACAUUGAGAUCUACAAUGAGAGGAUAUACGACCUUCUGAGUAGUGGUGGGUGCAGUGGUGAUCGCCGGGAGGCCUUGCGGGUUAGAGAACACCCAGAGGAUGGCCCGUAUGUGGAAGGAGUUGCUCGCCAUUUGGUUUCGUCAUAUAACCAUUUGCAGACAUGGCUACUAUUAGGAAACAAGGAGAGAUCCAUUGCAGCUACUGGAAUGAACGACAAGUCUUCACGUUCGCAUGCUGUGUUUACACUGAGACUCAAGCAGAUGCAGGUGGAGGAUGUGGAAGGCGAAAGGCUGGAAAGCAGCCGCGUGAGCAUCAUCAACCUGGUGGACUUGGCAGGUAGUGAGCGCGUGGCAGCAGCUCAGUCACAGGGGGAUCGGCUUAAGGAAGGAGUAUGCAUCAACAAAUCGCUGCUUACUCUUGGGAAAGUCAUCACCGCCCUUGCUGAGAGUGCUGGCCGCAGAAGACCCUUCAUCCCGUAUAGGGAAUCCGUCCUCACCUACGUGAUUUGGAUUUUGAUAAGCUUGAAGGAGCUGUAGAGGAGGUGAAGACAAGACUAGAGAAACUAAUGUGCUUUGCUGGCCUUGGACCCAAGAACUCAGGAACUCUGAACAACUGUUCCUUCAGUUCCACCUCCAGCCUGGAAGACAGUGGCGUGUUCAUGGACAGCCUCAGUACUAUUGCUUGGAGAGCAGUCCAGGCCAUUGAAAGUCUUCAGGCUGUCGUUAGCCAAAGGGACUCCAUCUCACUUCCUGACAGCAGCAACAAACACAAGGCCAGCAUGAUGCUAGGACAAUGGCCCACCAAUAGUAAAGAGUACUUAGAAUACCGCAAAGGACAAAGGAGCACUCAGAAGUCCCCGUAUAAGAGUUCUCUCCGAUCGGCUACCAGUGUCUCUGGUGAGGAGAAGAGAGUGAGGUUUAAAGUUAGUGUCUCUCCUACUAGUACAGAGGGAGAGGAUAGUCUAGAUGUGUAGUUGUUACUUAACUCUUUAACUCUAAGGAGAAUUGAUGUAAAAUAUAUUUAUUCCUGUAUUUUUUAUGAUUUCUUGCUUGUGUGUUUUGAUAUUGAUUUUUAGCAAAAAGGACUGGAUAC
This is a messenger RNA of Penaeus monodon (black tiger shrimp), 2623 nucleotides long. RefSeq names its product kinesin-like protein KIF14. Gene Ontology annotation, biological process: microtubule-based movement; mitotic spindle organization. Gene Ontology annotation, molecular function: ATP binding; microtubule motor activity; microtubule binding. Lineage: Eukaryota; Metazoa; Arthropoda; Malacostraca; Decapoda; Penaeidae. The record is from RefSeq and is a predicted model, not a curated record.